Contarinia nasturtii (swede midge) is the source of this 1948-nucleotide messenger RNA. RefSeq lists its product as uncharacterized. The record is from RefSeq and is a predicted model, not a curated record. Gene Ontology annotation, cellular component: membrane; endoplasmic reticulum. Gene Ontology annotation, molecular function: protein-macromolecule adaptor activity. Bases 949 to 1440 code for a protein of 163 amino acids. The transcript has 5 exons. Lineage: Eukaryota; Metazoa; Arthropoda; Insecta; Diptera; Cecidomyiidae.
AGGAGGAAAGGCUCGUUUGCAAUCGGUGAAUUUUUUUAUUAGAACAAUGUAAUGAAAGCAGAAAUGCACAGUAAUCUUAUUUUAGAAUUCCAGACGAACAUAGAUUUCUAAAUAGAAAGCGACGAAAAAAGAGAGAAAAUCUCCGCAUUUUCUCGGUGCAUAUAUGUGUAUGUAGCAGUAAAAAAAGCCUCAUAAAUCAUGAGCCAAAAGUAAGAUUUCGAUAGAACCACGAUAUGUAUACGAUAUUGGUCGAUGCAUAAGCGUGCUCGGAGUGUUAAACAAAAAGAAGAAAGCACAUGCGAAUAAUGCAAGAGAUGUGUUGAAAAUGAAAAGCGCACAAUAACAACGGCACAAGAAGACCUAGCGAAAAGACGAAAAAGAAAAAAAAAUAUGUGUAAACUUAGCAUAAUGCGGCAUUUUCAUAACAACACACAGUCAUACACACACAUAUAUGUAUAUCGAUGGUUCAUUCAUUUACUGGAAAAUCAGUACUUUGUUAGCAGCGUUUGUAACCAAUUCACAAAAAAACUGGUCUAUUUUAUAAAGUUGUGCACGGUGUCUUGUGUCGGUCGCUUAUUCCUUGUUCGUGCCUCUCAAUGAGCAAGCAAUACCGGAAACAUUUUAGUGGUUUCCUGAUAAAAACCACAAUAUUUCUUUUUCUUUCACGGAAUUUCACAUGAAAUAUUGAUCACCUUUUUUUCUACAUUCGCGUUGAUUAAUCACAGCCAGAAUUGGUACAUUUUGACAAGGCUGUAAAUUGAUCGCCGACAAACUGGUGUAACUGGCUAUUGAUUAUAUCAGGCAAACACAUCAACGAUUUUUGUUUGUUCGGCUACUGAUUGGCGACAAUAAACUCAUAAUAGUCAAGCUAAUGCGGCAUUAGCAACACGAAAACAUAAUUCUAUCCGAUCACGAAGCGAGGCACGAAACAGCACACAUUUUGACAUAAUGGAACGUAAAUUGUUAUAUGCCUUUCGAGGAUGGAUCGCAUUCGUGGCAUUCAUGGAUUUGGGCACAGCAUUUCGUAGUUAUAUCGAAAAACGCAGCUUUUUGGGCGAUCCAUCCGACUCACAAUAUAUUGCUGGUGACUACACAAUAUCACGCAUAAUCGGAAUGUACUGCAUUUUAAAAGCGUUUGCCUUAGUUCAUUGUACAUUAUACAUCCACUACAAGCCCGUUGUGAGUAUGGGAGGUUGUUCAUUAGCACUUACAAUGGUUUUGUACUUAACGGAAGCGUUGUAUUUCCGAUCGAGCACAUUAACAUUUUACGUAAUAUUCCCAUGUGUACUUAAUUCAAUCACAUUGAUUGGCCUUAUUUAUAUACCAAAGCGUUUGCGUUUAUGGGAUCCACAUAAUAUUGAUGGUGAUGAUGAAAAUUCGCAAUUAUUAAGACAAAUGGGCGGAUUUAAGAAGCGUCGAGUGCCGAAAAAGAUGCCCUAAACUGAUUUGGUGAUGACGGAUACACUUUUCGAAACACAACGAGAACACUCAUUCAUAUUCACAGGCACAUCGGACAACAUUCGUAUGGUAUACACAUGAACGAGACAAGCAAGACGGAAUCCGAGAGAGGUCCAUUUAAAAAAAAACUCCAUUUCUUCACGCGAAACGCUUAACGAAAUUCCAAAAACCAUAAACACUCUCAUAUAACGAAUAACAUUUUGAUGCUUACGCUAAUCAACAUAGUAUCACACUUACAAAGCCAAUUCAAUUAUCCAUUUCAUCGAUAAAAAAAAAAGAUAUAAUUGUUUUUUCUACAUAGACAAACAGCAACAAGAACUCGUAGUUUUUCAUAAAAAAUAGACCAUUUUUAGAAAAUAAAGAUAGCUAGCGUUUUUUUUUCUUGAUCGCAGUGAUAUUUGCGUAGUCAAUAUCAACAACAGGUGCAAGAUAAUAUAAUCAUAGAUGAUGACGUAAAAAAAUUUAGGGGGGGGGGGGGGAAGGCAAAAAA